GAACAUUGGAAGGUGGGCGGGACCAUAUCAAGUGCAAACAUGGCGGCGUCCUUAGAUGAUGAUUUUGAGUUUGAUAACCAGGACUACUACUCUCUACUCAACGUCAGGAAAGAGGCUACAUUGGAGGAGCUAAAGGCGUCAUAUCGGAGGCUGUGUAUGCUCUACCAUCCUGACAAACAUCGAGACCCAGAGCUGAAAAGCCAGGCUGAACAGCUUUUCACCCAGGUGCACCAGGCAUAUGAAGUGCUAAGUGAUGCUCACUCCAGAGCCAUCUAUGACAUCUUCGGGAAGAAAGGGUUGGAGGUUGAAGGCUGGGAGAUGGUGGAGAGGAAGAGAACUCCAGCAGAAAUUCGAGAGGAGUAUGAAAGGCUGCAGAGAGAAAGAGAAGAGAGGAGGCUGCAGCAAAGAACUAACCCCAAGGGAACCAUCAGCGUGGGCGUGGAUGCCACAGACCUGUUUGACCGCUAUGAUGAGGACUUUGAAGAGAUGCCAGGAGGAGGAUUUCCUCAUAUUGAAAUCAACAAGAUGCACAUUUCCCAGUCCAUAGAGGCUCCUUUGACGAACACUGACACAGCAGUGCUGUCUGGUUCGCUCUCUACACACAAUGGCACUGGAGGGGGGAACAUUAAUAUGACCGUACGAAAGGUUACAUCAGCCAAGGGCUGGGGAGAGGUGGAGUUGGGUGCAGGAGACAUACUUGGACCUCUCAUUGGUUUGAAGGUGUUUCGCAAUCUCACUCAACGGUGUUUCUUGACAGCUCAGUGCGGUUUGCAGUUCUCUCCUCGAGGUUUGCGGCCAAGCUGUUCUAUGAUGACAGCGCGCCACCUGGACCAGAACACCAUGGGUUAUCUGCAGUGGCGCUGGGGGCCCAGCAGCGCCAUGACCACCAGCCUGGUCCGAGACACAAAGAGCAGCCACUUCACUCUAGCUCUGCAGCUGGCUGUGCCUCACUCCUACCUGAUGAUGAGCUACCAGUACAAGUUCCAGGAUGAGGACCAGACUAAAGUGAAAGGCUCUGUGAAGACCGGUUGGUUUGGUACUGUGGUGGAAUAUGGAGCAGAGAGGAAGAUCAGCCGACACAGUGUCCUGUCAGCCACUGUCAGCAUCGGGGUCCCUCAAGGAGUCACACUCAAGAUCAAGUUGGCACGGGCCAGUCAGACGUACCUGUUUCCAGUCCACCUCACAGAUCAGCUGCUGCCUAGUGCCGUCUUCUACGCCACCGUGGGACCCCUGCUGUUCUACAUGGUCAUCCACAGACUGGUCGUCAUCCCUUACACAGAAGCACAGAAAGAGCAAGACCUGGAGCUGCAGAGGAAGAGCUCGGCCACAGACAUCGCCAAGAAAAAGCAUGAGGCAGAGUCUGCUGUUCUGCUGAUGCAAGAGUCUGUGAGGAGAGUCAUAGAAGCGGAAGAAUCCAAGAUGGGUCUGAUCAUCCUGAACGCCUGGUAUGGAAAGUUUGUGUCAGACACCAGCCAGAAGCAGGAGAAAGCAAAGGUCAUCGACGUCACCGUGCCUCUGCAGUGUCUGGUCAAGGACUCCAAACUCAUCCUCACCGAGGCCUCUAAGGCAGGGUUGCCGGGCUUCUACGACCCCUGUGUCGGAGAGGAGAAGAGUCUCAAAUUACUGUACCAGUUCAGAGGCGUCAUGCACCAAGUCAUCUCUGCUGACAUUGAGUCGCUACGGAUACCCAAGCAAUCUCACAGAAUUGAAGCCGAGUCCUCCUAGGAGCCCACUCCUGUUGUCGCACCGGAGGGCAAAAUGCAGAUAAAACAGACUUUGUGUCAACAGAAGAAUGGAGGGGACACAUCAACAAUAAGUUUGUUUCUCUCCUCUGGUCCUCUUCUGUCAUGGUAUUUAGUGAAUCUGUUUAUCCAGUUCCUCCAUUCCUCCCUCUCCUUUGGGCCGUCUCCGAAGGUUCAGCCGAAUACAGGAGUCAGCUCAGAGUUUCUACAAAGUGUUGCCCUUUGUGUCUCCUGGUCUGCUCCACCUGGCAGGGCUGCGCUGCAGGAGAUCAGACACUGGCCCUGAACAUAGUUUUAUAUUUAUGCACUACACAGAGAGACCGACGGUCACUGCGGACGUGGUGACCAUUUCCGUCAACGAUGAGCUUAAAGUGCGCAUAAAUUAAAAAAUGUUUCUUGACAUUUGUUAUGUCAAGUAUAUACAAAUGAGCCGUGCUGUAAUUUUACCCCAUAUCAUUGUCGUCUUUGUCUCGUAUGUGUAUCACCCGGGUAGGUUUGAAUCUAAUACUGUUAUAUAAUAUAUAAUACAUGUUUUUAAAAUGACACUAUGCAGGAUCAUGUCUCAGUGAGCGGAUUGAUUGGGUAACUCAUGUUUUUGUUCACUUGUUGAAAUGUCUCACCCUAAUUUAUUGUGUUUAGUGACAUGUCUGCUGCUCAGGUGUAAACUGGUGCUCAAACCUUUUAUCUGUGAAGGUCAGGAUAUGGAAGUUAGGAGGGAAAGUGAUGCUCUUUGAUGGUAGUGAUCCAGCCAAGGAGAGACGGGCUUAAAUCUUUCAUACAGAUUGCAAUUUAAAGGCAGACGUUCCCCUUCGAUUUGAUUUGCGUCAGUGUUUAUGGAUUGUUGCUGUGUAACAGCAGCCCAGACUAAAUUUCUUAGUGAUUUUUAAUAAGUGAAGGUUAGGUUUGUACUUCACCGGUGUACAUCCAGCAUUAAGCCAAUGAUAACGGUAACUACUGGUAUGGAUUUGUAAUAAAUCAGCAAAAAUGGAGGUAUGAAUACAGAUUUUGUUGUUGUGAAACAACCAGUAGAGGGAGUAGGUCGACACUUUCCCUCAUGAAGGUUGUGCUUGCUGCUGAAAAGGUCACUUGUGACUGGAGCUGACCUGAGCCACACUAAAAUGACGUUCCUGAUUAUGGCACAUUUGACUUUGCUCAGUUUGUUCAUCAGUCCUGUGCCAUUUAUUUUAAUUAGAUUUUCUGUCCCAUUUUUUUUAAUUUUUACUUUUUAUAUUGAAUUGAUCUGCUAAUGCCAUGUCUCUUCUUAUACACGGUAAUGUAUGACAUGCUAACACCAUGCACACACUGUCUUUUAGGUGAUAAUCCACACACUAACAUACCUUUACUGUUGCUAUUUUACUUAUCAGAGUGGCAAUGUUGACAUGUGAAAAUCUAAUAUCCUAUGAUGCACUUUCUGUUCAGAUGUGUUGCACAGACGUUUUAAUGUGUGGAUCAUCACUAACUACAAAAGGAAACACGAAAGAGCAACAGUUGGUACAUUAUUCCUAUUUUUGUCACGGGCUACAGGGAACCCCUGUAAACACCAUCAAAAGUGCUAAAGAUUAAACGGUUUUAUUGAAUACAAAGGUUGCACAAAAUGUACUGUAUUUAAAACGUAUGAGAAGCUAGUUGUCAUGAAAGUGGUGUUGAAAGCUGUAUACUUUGAACUCCAGAGUUUAUAUCUAAGAAGAUGACUAGUCCGGUUGAUAUAUUGUGCCCACCAUUUAUUAUUAUUAUUUUUGCUGUGACUGACCUGCAAAACCGAGGUGUGUGUAUGCUCAGAAAUAAAAACAGUAAGCAUUGA
This is a messenger RNA of Cottoperca gobio, 3543 nucleotides long. It is a transcript of the gene dnajc11b, whose product is annotated as DnaJ (Hsp40) homolog, subfamily C, member 11b. The transcript has 16 exons. The record is from RefSeq and is a predicted model, not a curated record. Gene Ontology annotation, biological process: cristae formation. Bases 40 to 1725 code for a protein of 561 amino acids. NCBI's taxonomy places the organism in Eukaryota, Metazoa, Chordata, Actinopteri, Perciformes, Bovichtidae.